This is a messenger RNA of Trichoderma aggressivum f. europaeum, 1068 nucleotides long. RefSeq lists its product as uncharacterized. The coding region runs from base 1 to 1068 and encodes 355 amino acids. Lineage: Eukaryota; Fungi; Ascomycota; Sordariomycetes; Hypocreales; Hypocreaceae. Gene Ontology annotation, molecular function: pyridoxal phosphate binding; transaminase activity. The transcript has 4 exons. The record is from RefSeq and is a predicted model, not a curated record. Gene Ontology annotation, cellular component: cytosol.
AUGGAGGCAGCCAUGAAACUAUGUCGGCAAUAUUUCCUAGAGUUACCAACUCCAGAGCCUAACAGAACCCGAUUCAUAGCUCGCAGAGAGUCUUAUCACGGGACAACUCUGGGUGCUUUGUCCGUGGGCUGCCAUGUCGGUCGGAGGGCGGUAUAUGAACCCAUCUUGAUGCAGAACAUCUCACACGUUUCCCCAUGCAACGCCUAUAGAUACAAGUUGGACAACGAAAGUACAACAGAAUAUGUGGCAAGACUCGCAAAAGAACUAGAUGACGAAUUCCAGCGCGUGGGGCCUCAGAAUGUUUGUGCCUUUAUCGCAGAGCCGGUUGUUGGCGCGGCGCUUGGAUGUGUCCCAGCUGUCGAGGGAUAUUUCAAAGCGAUGAAAUCCGUAUGCGACAAGUAUGGGGCCCUUUUGGUGCUUGACGAGGUUAUGUGUGGGAUGGGUCGAACAGGCACGAUGCAUGCCUGGGAAUACGAGGGAGUUGUUCCCGAUAUUCAAACCAUAGGCAAGGGCCUUGGAGGCGGAUAUGCACCUAUUGCAGGGUUACUUGUUGGUCAUCAUGUUAUUAAGACUUUGGAAAAUGGUUCUGGUGGCAGACGAUUUUCCCAUGGACAAACCUACCAGGCGCAUCCGAUUUCAUGUGCAGCAGCGGCAGAAGUGCAGCGUAUUAUGAAGAAAGAAGAUCUUGUGCACAAUGCAUCCUUCAUGGGCAAGUACUUGGAAAGCCUGCUUAAAGAGAAGCUUGGCCAUCACCGUUAUGUUGGUGAUAUUCGCGGUCGUGGACUCUUUUGGGGUAUUGAAUUUGUCAAAAACAAAGACUCCAAAGCUCCAUUCGAUCGCGAGCUCGACAUUGCCAUGCUAGUUCAUCAAAAAGGUCUCGGUUUAAAUGAGGACGGCGGCAUAUUGUUGUACCCAGGAAACGGAACAGUCGAUGGCCAAGUUGGCGAUCACAUUUUGAUUGCGCCGCCAUAUAACGUAACGAUGGUUGAUAUAGACCUGAUCGUUGAUCUUACGGUCAUGGCGAUUGAGGCAGCAUUUGAAGAUAUGGCAGACCAAUUAGCAGAAUAG